AAGGAAAAAGUGCCCACGAAUUCCCACUUCUGGUCGCAGAUUUUGCGCGACGACGUUUCCCAAGAAAUCAUCAGCCAGGGCAUCAAGGUCUUCACGUUUUUCGCAGCGAGUAUUCCAGACGCCACCUGGGCCAGAUUCUACAUAAGAAAUUUUACGAAUUUGAUCAUGCCGGACCUGUACAUCGCUCUGGGCCACUACUCGCGAGGGGACAACAGUUUACGCACCUGUCGCGUCGUGGCGCCGACACAGCUGCGGAGGCCUCGGGGAGCCGAAGACAGCUACCAGUACGACAUGACGACUGCAGCAGAGAGCAUCGUCAGGCUGUCGGGUCUGAAGCUCAAGUCUGCACUGUCGGUGACAUUGAGCGGGCAUUUAGCGGUACUCACGGACCCGAAAAACCGUGGUUUCCUGGCGCCCUGCAUGACCAAUAACAGCGUCGAUUCGUUCGCCAGCUACGCUGAGGUGUGCAAGAGCCCGAACUACACGUCACCAGCGACGUACGACCCUUCUGUGGACGCAGCACAAUUUCGCCACGCCAUUGAGCCGAUCGUUUUCUCGUACGACGACCGAAAAGGACUCAAUAAAAAGCUGUGCGCAAUAAAGGAGGAGCAUACCAUCACCAAGUUCGGCAUCGCCGUCUUCGACGUCGACUACGCGGACUUCUCCAACGUCUGCAAGUCGAGAGGCGGGCCUUUCGCGAGACUGCGCCUGGUACGCAGUGUGCUGAACUUCUUCAGGACGAGGUACAGGGGCAGCGUAGACUUUAAAGACUGCACGGAACUAUAUCAAGAUAUCGCAGGACGAUGAAAGUAUAGCACACUUAUGACAACCUCGAACUUCGUUCUUCUAAAGGGAAAAAAAAUGACAAUAAACGUUU
Messenger RNA from Rhipicephalus sanguineus (brown dog tick), 877 nucleotides. RefSeq lists its product as uncharacterized. Bases 166 to 807 code for a protein of 213 amino acids. Lineage: Eukaryota; Metazoa; Arthropoda; Arachnida; Ixodida; Ixodidae. The record is from RefSeq and is a predicted model, not a curated record. The transcript is spliced from 5 exons.